Mesocricetus auratus (golden hamster) is the source of this 922-nucleotide messenger RNA. It is a transcript of the gene Klk1, whose product is annotated as kallikrein 1. The transcript is spliced from 5 exons. Lineage: Eukaryota; Metazoa; Chordata; Mammalia; Rodentia; Cricetidae. Gene Ontology annotation, molecular function: serine-type endopeptidase activity. Gene Ontology annotation, biological process: regulation of systemic arterial blood pressure; zymogen activation. The record is from RefSeq and is a predicted model, not a curated record. Bases 84 to 869 code for a protein of 261 amino acids.
GGGAGAAUAAGGGUUUUUAAAGGCACUCUGAGGAGGCUUCUCAGCUCCAAGCUCACGCCUGCAGCUCCUGGACACCUGUCACCAUGUGGUUCCUGAUCCUGUUCGUAGCCCUGUCCCUGGGAGAGACUGGUGCUGCACCUCCCAUGCAGUCCCGGGUCAUUGGAGGGUUUGCCUGUGAGAAGGGUUCCCAGCCCUGGCAGGCAGCUGUGUUCCGCUACACCAAAUACCAAUGUGGGGGCAUCCUGGUGCACCCCGAGUGGGUGCUCACAGCGGCUCACUGCUACAACGACAAGUACCAUGUUUGGUUAGGCCGCAACAACCUGUAUGAGGAUGAGCCCUCAGGUCAGUACCUGGCUGUCGACAAAAGCUUCCUUCACCCUGACUUCAACAUGGACCUCCUGAAGAACUAUUCCCAAAACCUUGAGGAGGACUACAGCAAUGACCUGCUGCUCCUGCACCUUGCCCAGCCUGCUGAAAUCACGGAUUCUGUGAAGGUCCUCAGCCUGCCCACCAAGGAGCCCACACUGGGGAGCACCUGCCUUGCCUCAGGCUGGGGCAGCAUUGAACCCCUCAAAUUCAAAUACCCAGAUGAUCUCCAGUGUGUGCACCUGGAGCUCCUGCCUAAUGAGGAGUGUGUCAAAGCCCACACGGAAAUUGUGACGGACCUCAUGCUGUGUGCAGGAGACUUGAAAGACGGAAAGGACACUUGCGUGGGUGACUCAGGGGGUCCGCUGAUCUGUGAUGGCAUGCUCCAAGGUGUCACGUCAUGGGGCCCUACCCCAUGCGGCAGACCCGAGAAGCCGGGCAUCUACACUAAACUUACUAAAUUCGUCACUUGGAUAGAAGAAGUUAUUAAGAACAAUUCCUGAAUGACACAUUAUCCCUUCUUGGCUCCUAAUAAAACCCUCCAUGCAGCAAAUGA